Molecule: messenger RNA, 1202 nt
Organism: Nicotiana tabacum (common tobacco)
Lineage: Eukaryota; Viridiplantae; Streptophyta; Magnoliopsida; Solanales; Solanaceae
Product: coatomer subunit epsilon-1
Biological process (GO): endoplasmic reticulum to Golgi vesicle-mediated transport; retrograde vesicle-mediated transport, Golgi to endoplasmic reticulum; intra-Golgi vesicle-mediated transport
Cellular component (GO): COPI vesicle coat
Molecular function (GO): protein binding; structural molecule activity
Source: RefSeq, a predicted model, not a curated record
UGAAUCUAAACAAUACUAGCAAAGAAGAAGAAUUAUUCUGUUUGAGAAGAAAAAAGGAUAUUUGAGAAAUGGCAGCAGCAGGACCAGACCCGUUGUUCGGAUUGAGGAACAACUUCUACAUAGGUGCAUACCAAGCCGCAAUUAACAACAGUGAUGUUCCCAAUCUUUCACAGGACGACGCCGUUGAAAGAGACACUCUUGUUUACCGAUCUUAUAUUGCCCUAGGGAGUUACCAGCUUGUGAUCAAUGAGAUCGAUGCAUCAGCUCCUACUCCACUUCAGGCUGUCAAAUUGCUUGCUUUGUACCUUGCUAGCCCUGAUAAUAAGGAAACAGCAAUUGCUGGUCUUCAUGAAUUGUUAGGAGACCCAGCCAUAGGAAGCAAUCCUAUAUUAAGGCUUAUUGCUGGGAUUGUGUUCACGCAUGAGCAGGAUUACAAUGAAGCUCUGAAGCACACAAAUGCUGGUGGAACAAUGGAAUUGCAUGCUUUGAACGUCCAGAUACUCAUUAAGAUGCAUAGGUCAGAUUAUGCAGAGAAACAGUUGAGAAUCAUGCAGCAAGUUGAUGAAGAUCAUACACUAACUCAACUUGCGAAUGCAUGGUUAAACUUGGCAGUGGGUGGUUCAAAGAUACAAGAAGCAUAUCUUAUUUUCCAAGACUUCUCUGAGAAGUAUCAGAUGACUAGCUUAAUCCUGAAUGGAAAGGCUGUUUGUUGCAUGCACAUGGGUAACUUCGAUGAAGCUGAGACGCUGUUGCUUGAAGCCUUGAACAAGGACGCAAAGGAUCCAGAAACACUGGCUAAUCUGAUUGUCUGCAGUCUUCACCUUGGAAAACCAUCCGCCCGUUAUCUCAACCAGCUGAAAUUAUCGCACCCAGACCACACACUUGUCAAGCGUGCCGCAUCUGCUGAAGAAAGUUUUGAUAGAGCAGUCCAAACUGUCGCUUGAAGAAUGGACUUUAUGUUAAUGUUGUUUCAGUUAUGGUCCUUUCUGCUACUGAGGUUGCCGCAUGUCGAUUUGUUUUCCUACUAAAGUACCAAGUCAACAAGCAAUUGUAGAAGCUACAGUAUCUUUUUGGUUAUUCUCACUGAACAAUUUAACGAUUGGCAUGUCAAUCAGUCAAUAUAAAAAAUUUACCUGCAAUUUUUUAUAGUUUCUUGGCCAAUGAUUGAUAAGACUACGUCCGUGAAGAUCGUUUUGUGAUAA